Aspergillus sclerotioniger CBS 115572 is the source of this 1518-nucleotide messenger RNA. RefSeq names its product carboxylesterase. The transcript is spliced from 2 exons. Bases 1 to 1518 code for a protein of 505 amino acids. The record is from RefSeq and is a predicted model, not a curated record. Lineage: Eukaryota; Fungi; Ascomycota; Eurotiomycetes; Eurotiales; Aspergillaceae.
AUGAAGCUGACCCAGGAGUCAACCCGCGGAAUCAGCGCCUUUUUCCUGCUGGAUGUGGCCAACGCUGCUCUCUACGACCAGGUGAUUGAAGUAUUUCAGGGUUCAGUACAAGGUGCUGCAGUCUUCAAUGCGAGCACCGCCCCAUCAUACAUUUCCGAAUGGAAAGACAUCUCAGUGUGGAAGGGCAUCCCGUAUGCCGCAACAACCGGGGGAGAGAACCGCUGGCGGCCAACGCAGACAGCCCCGUCCUGGAACGGAACCCUGAAAGCCACAUCAACAUCUGGAGUCCCGCCACUCGACCGAUGCAAGCUUCCCGUGAUGUUUUGGUCUUAUGCUGCUGGUGGUGAAUCCAGCCAAACUACCUAUGAUGGGGCGGGCAUGGCCGGCAAGAAUAUCAUCGUCGUCAGCUACAACUACCGCACCGGGCCCCCCGGCUGGCUCACCCUUCAUCAGCUGGCCAACGAGACCGGAGCGACUGGCAACUAUGGUCUCUUGGAUCAGAUCCACGCACUCAAGUGGGUGCACGAGAACAUUGCCGCGUUUGGCGGAGACGCUGACUCGAUCAUAGUGGCAGGACAGUACUUUGGCUCCGGGGCCGUCUACCAUAUUGUCAACAGUCCCUUGGCAAAGGGGUUGAUCAAGAGUGCCAUUGCGGAGAGUGGCCUCAGGGACCCCUAUGACCCGGACAUGUGGGGUUAUGGUAGCGACUACCGGAACAUGACUUGGGCAUAUGCUUUCAGUGAGGCUUUUGCGGAGUCCCUGAAUGCAGCUAAUGUCUCGGAGCUUCGAGCCAUGGAUCUCGACACGUUAUUGACCGGAACGGGUACGUCCACAUUCGUUGGCUUCGACCCGGUGCUGAACUAUCAUUCCAUUCUCAACAAGUACAUCGUCAGCCUGGAGGACGGCGCCCCAACCAAUGUUCCCAUCCUGGUAGGCAACAACAAGGAUGAAGACGGCAUCGAUCUCAGCACCACCUACACAGUGACGGAGUAUGAAUCGGAGAUCAAGUCGACCUACGGACCCUAUGCCGCUGACCUCCUGGCUCUCAACCCGGCUAGCAACACCAGCGAAGCCACCGAUGCAUACAACUCCAUCAUCCGCUCUGGCUAUUGCAUCUUGACGUGGUCCUGGGCCGACCGAUGGAGCAAGUCGUCCGACAAGCCCUUCUAUUACUAUAUCUGGACGCACUCCCCUCCGGGCUCGGAUGGAGCCACUCACGGCUCCGAGGUGGUGUAUGCUCUAGGCAAUUUGUAUGUCCAGUUAGAGGACUACACCGACACCGACAUCGAGAUUGCUAACAUCAUGUUACCCUACUGGGCGAAUUCCAUCAAGACUCAGUACCCUAACAAAGGAGGCUCGUACACGAACGGAAUCCUCCCCUACUGGGGGGCCAAUGUACGCUCGCAAAACUCUACCUUUGAGUUAGGUAGCCUUUGGAAGAAGAUUCCUUUUGCGUCGGUCGAGGAGAAGGAGAUUAUCCUGGAGUAUUUCAAGUAUGCGACUCCGAGCCCUUAUUAG